ACCUUAGCAUGCAUCGCCAUAUGCGAUGCACCCCCACUUUUGUAGAGUCUUGUGCCACACCUUCUAACAAAACCGAUUAGUCAUUUUGCUGGAACUUUCUAUUAAAUAUCGCUUAAAUUUUGUGUUCAGUUUAGAUAUAUAUAGAUUAUAAUUUCUCAGAUUCCAAACCCUCCAGUUCAAUCUGCAGCUCAAAAUAUUUCACGAGUCCGAGUACCUUGCCCAACCACAUUUACACAACCACACUUACACUUGAUAUUUAUACUUGGCAUUUACACAACUACACUUGCACUUGAGAUUUAUACUUGAGAUUUAUACUUGAGAUUUAUACUUGAGAUUUAUACUUGAAAUUUAUACUUGGCAUUCAUACUUGACAUUUAUACUUGACAUUCAUACUUGGCAUUUAUACUUGACAUUUAUACUUAUCACUUUAACCCAUACCAAACAUACUCCAAAGAGUAAACUCACUAAUACCUAAUACUUUACAUAAUUCGAAAUGGCUUCUCACACAUUACUGCCUCCUCUAUACCGGCAGAACACGGCUUCCAACCCUUCAGAUGUUGGGCACAUCCUGAAAUCUGAGCCAAAUACCAUUCCCUCAUCUCCCCCAAUCUACAUAGACAAAGAUUCCCUCACGGAAGGGUGUAUGGAAAAUUUACACACUCUCAAACGGGAACCGUGGAAAAAACUCGUCACUGAGAUCACAUUGACAAGCGCCCAUAACGAAGGCAGGGUGUACACGACCGGUGACACAAUAGCAGGCUACGUCACAGUCCAGAAUAAAAGCUCUAUCGAGGUUCCUUUCCGAUUAUUUUCCGUUUCAUUAGUGGGCUGGAUACACUUAACGAGCCAAAAACAGGCGAAGCGAUUUGUACACUUGGUCGAUUUCAGUGCGUCUUCCUCAGCGGACAUUGACACCAACUACACCAGGCCACCGGCUGAACGUGAAGGCGACCACUUUCUUGAGUUUCCGCCAAACAGGUUUCUCCAACCACACUCGAAAUACAAGCGCUACUUCCUGUUCACCUUCCCAGAGGACGACGAUUUGCUUGUGGAAGAGAUGUGCUGCCACGCCAACCAGCGUCAUGCAACGCUUCCACCAACCACCGAGAUUUUGACUCUUUCCCUGAAUACGCACUCGCUCAUUUCAUACUCCGUGCAGACUCAUAUAAUUAUCAACACCAUUAGCGAGGGCUUCCUCGUACGCGCGUUUGCAGAACGGAACCUUUUGUUCUCUCCUAGACAAAGUAGGGUACUGCGCUGCGACUCUGGAGGCGGAUUGAAGGAGUUUGUCGCGGGGUGUAAGAAGGUUAUGGACGAUCAGUUUGAGAAACAGAAGCGGAUGUGGAAGCAGCAGCAACGGGAACUUAUGGAGCGCAGAGGGACCAUCACCCCCUAUGAAUCAGCAGUCCAAUCCUCGUCUUCGUCCAUCUGCGAGGAAACCACUUCCAUGCCUAAGGCUGAGUAUGUCCGCAGUAAGAAGCCAACUGGUAGCUCCUGGAACCCACUUACAUCGCUUAUUCCACCAAAAUACAGGGCCGAAGAAUGGGAAAACGGGUACAAACCCGGGACCUACGAGUCAAAGUCGCGCUUCUUUGUAAACAGACCAGGCUUGCUCUCAUCAAAGUUGUCGGGCGAAUUGAAGAUCAAGAUAGUGAGCGCCGUUGAGCCUUUGCAGCUUUCCGCAUCACAGUUUUCCCACAAAACCGUAUCUUCCCCAGUUCCGUUGAAGCUUAGACUUGAAUACCACUCCUCCGAGUUGGACAAUGUUGAUGUCUCUUCUCCUCCGUCUAUUGUUUCCGUUUCAGGCUUGCUCAUUUCAGUGAUUGUUGAAUCCAAGAGCAGUGUGCACGACAUCCCGAUUAUAAACCUUUCAGGAGACGAAUUCUUCAAUAAUAACGGAAAAUCUUACAUUGCUAUAAAGCGUGAAUUGAAGGACACGGUCCUUCCAAUGUUGUUAAGUGACAAGGAAACGCAGCAGAAGUCUACAGGGGGAGGCCACGUUCCAAGAGAAGUUUCCGAGAAAUUGAUCAACGAUAUAGACUCUGUGUUGAAUGUUUCGCUUAUUAACAGAGAAUGUUACCCAGGAUUUGUCCAUAUUGAUCAGAGGUUGGUGGACUGCAAGAAUAGCACGUGGGAAUCACAGUUGAAGAACAGAAAGAAUAGCACCAGUGAGGUGUUUUUGAGCAAGGAAAUCGAAGUUUCCCUCAAUUUUGACGUUAAGGGUGGAUUCGCCGACAUGAACAGCCUUAAGUCAAAGAAUUCAACGAGCAAAGGUUCAAAGGCCAGAUUGACUCCGAGUUUCCAAACCUGUUUGGUGAGUAAGAUCUAUGUUGUAAGGUUGGACGUCAAGUUCUCCAACAAGGUCUGCGGGACCAUCCACCUCCCGGUCGAAGUUGUGUAACACCAGAUGAUAUAUAUAUAAAUUAUGAAACGAAUAAUGAGAUAAAAU
Molecule: messenger RNA, 2449 nt
Organism: Babjeviella inositovora NRRL Y-12698
Lineage: Eukaryota; Fungi; Ascomycota; Pichiomycetes; Serinales
Exons: 1
Coding region: 494-2401 (635 amino acids)
Biological process (GO): protein monoubiquitination; protein polyubiquitination
Cellular component (GO): ubiquitin ligase complex
Molecular function (GO): ubiquitin-ubiquitin ligase activity
Source: RefSeq, a predicted model, not a curated record